GUAUCCCACGGAAAAAAUCAAAGUCGUUUCAUUUAGCUCAGUUGAGGUUUAGAAGAAAUAAUUUCGUAGCUUCGUUCAGUUGCCAUUAAAAUAUUGGAUCUUGGGGAAACGGGACAAUUGAAUCGUUUAAAUGACUUAUUCCUCGGUUAACAUUCUGCUCCUUGUGGCGAGUUUGGCAUCAUUCCUGCUCCACGAUUCCCAUGCCUGCUCAAGAACAAUUCUUGAUGUACGAGGCUGUUCAUCUGCCGGCGCAAUAAGUUUCUGUCCGGCUGGAUAUACAAUGGUGGUUGACCACAACAGGAUAUGCUCCUGCAAUAAGUACAAAGACCCGGAUGUGGAAUAUGACAAUUGCGCAUGUGAGAAUUACGUUCAUACUUGCUUAUACGUUGCAACACUGACUCCCACUGGCGCAUGUGGGCGUGCCCUCCGUUAUUGCAAUGAUACCCGAAAAGCGCAACUUUGUAGCGAUGAUCCUCAGUAUGCAAAAUUUAAGGCGGCUUGCGCAUUUGACAAAAUACCGCUGACGAACCUACUGUCUCCUGUUCUUUAUCAACCUGCAUUCCCCCUGCCCCUCGAGCACCAAUAGCCCGUUCCUGAACCCGACUAUUUUCGACAUAUUAUGUAACUAAUGGGUAUUAUGGGAAGGAUAUGUUAGAAAUAAAAUUUAGAGUAGUCCUAGCAAUGUAUUAACGCUUUUUAAUUGGGAAUAAAAACUUCCGUAAUAAGCAUCAAAGAACAAA
Molecule: messenger RNA, 740 nt
Organism: Folsomia candida
Lineage: Eukaryota; Metazoa; Arthropoda; Collembola; Entomobryomorpha; Isotomidae
Exons: 2
Coding region: 131-586 (151 amino acids)
Source: RefSeq, a predicted model, not a curated record